AUGCCAUCGAAGCACCUAGAGCACACCUUUGCUUCGUGGUCAAAGAAAUACGGUGACCUGAUGUAUAAUGAGUCCUUUGGCCACCGUACAAUCAUCAUCAACUCGCAGAGGGUCGCACGGGACCUGCUAGAGAAGCGGGGCGCGAAGUACUCGAACCGACCGCGAAUGACAAUGCUGGUAGAGCUAAUCGGAUGGGAUCCCAUUCCGGCGUUAUUGCCGUAUAGGUCGGAAGGCCACCGCAAACAACGCAGGUGGACAUGGAGUGCGUUCGGUGACAAGAAGUCAGUGCAGAAGUACAAAGACUUGGGAGAAAGGGAGACGUGCAUCUUCUUGCUGGGCCUGAUGGAGACGCCCGACGAUUAUGCUCUACACAUCAAGAGGUACCUUGCAGGUCUUGUCCUCGAGUCCGUGUAUGGGCAUCGCAUCACGUCGCUGGAGGAUGAGUAUGUGACACUGAUGGACAAUGCUAUGGAGGCGACCACCACCACAACGGGAGCAGCAGGCGGGGCCUUGGUAGACAUAAUUCCAAUCUUGAAAUACGUCCCCGCGUGGCUACCCGGAGCGGGCUUCAAGCGAGCAGCGCUGCACGCGAGGUCCCUCGUAUCCGGAGACGCACCGCCUUCAUUUACUUCCGCCCUCGUAGAGAAGGCGCAGAAGAUGGGACAGCUUACCCAAGACGAAAACCUCAUUCGCUACGCGGCAGGGAACAUAUAUGGCGCUGCGACAGAUACGACGCAAUCCGCUUUACUCACUUUCUUCUUAGCGAUGGUGCUCCAUCCAGAGGUAUACAACAGAGCGCAGGAGGAAGUGGAUCGUGUUGUCGGGAAGAACAGACUUCCGACUUCGGAAGAUAGGCCGCAUCUCCCUUACAUCGAAGCCGUCCUGAAGGAGACUUAUCGCUGGCAUGCGCCCGUCAUUCUCGGCAAGAGCUUCUAG
Molecule: messenger RNA, 936 nt
Organism: Fomitopsis serialis
Lineage: Eukaryota; Fungi; Basidiomycota; Agaricomycetes; Polyporales; Fomitopsidaceae
Product: cytochrome P450
Exons: 9
Coding region: 1-936 (311 amino acids)
Molecular function (GO): iron ion binding; monooxygenase activity; oxidoreductase activity, acting on paired donors, with incorporation or reduction of molecular oxygen
Source: RefSeq, a predicted model, not a curated record